Molecule: messenger RNA, 2389 nt
Organism: Pomacea canaliculata
Lineage: Eukaryota; Metazoa; Mollusca; Gastropoda; Architaenioglossa; Ampullariidae
Product: protein misato homolog 1-like
Biological process (GO): mitochondrion distribution
Cellular component (GO): cytoplasm
Source: RefSeq, a predicted model, not a curated record
GAACGUUCUUCCAACAACUUGGACAAUGCCAUUAAGCAGCGGGGCGAAGUCGCACAUGUGGUAGAUAAAAUCCACAGACAGCUUAAAAACAGUCAUUUCAUCUUACUAAUGUCGUAGAAAUAAUCAAUGAAAUGUCUGGUCGCGAGAUUGUUACUCUUCAGUUUGGCCAUUACGCCAAUUUUACUGGAACUCAAAUGUGGAAUUUGCAGGAAGCUUCAUUUGUUUAUGAUCCCAAACAUCUUCUAUUGUUCCCAAAGGAAGUGAACCAUGACAUCCUUUUUAGGGAAGGACAGACACUUAAAGGAGAUGUGACUUUUACUCCAAGGUUAGUUCUUCUUGACCUCAAAGGCAGCCUGAAUACCCUUCCAAAGGGAGGAGUGCUGUACCAAGAGGGCAAAGAAGAGGACGUAAAAUGGUCAGGGGAUGUCACUCUUCACAAAUCAGUUCCCAGUUGCAAAAAUGAAUAUCUUCAACAUCUUGACAGUGUAGAGCAUGAAGAUGAGCAAAGAUCGGAGAGUAGCAGCAGUGUGAGUGUGCAUGAUACCAAAGAUACAGAGGAUGUGAAAAACUCAGGAAAGCUUGGGGAGAACUCUGAUGAAGUUUUUGGACACAAGUUUUUUGAUCUAGAUGACCAAGUGAAAGUGUGGUCUGACUUCUUGGGAACUCAUUUGCACCCAAGAUCAGUUCAACUAAUACAAAAUUAUAUUUUGGACUGCAUACCAUUGUUAGUGAAGAACAGCCAUUUGAUAUUUUUGGUCUUGGCAAGGGAGCAAUGUCUGGAGACCUGUUGGGAAGAGUGGGAAGACAAGGUCCGUUUUUUUGCGGAGGAAUGUGAUCAGCUUCAGGGUUUCCAUGUGCUGUUUGAUUCCUGCAAUGGUUUUGGUGGUGCAGCAGCAACUGCUCUUCACUAUCUCAAGGAUGAGUUCCCCAGCAAAUCUCUGCUGACUCUCUCACUUGCUCCUGCCAUUACUCCAGACCAAACUGCUUUACAGAGGGCUACACGCAUCAUCAACAACACCUUGAGUUUGGGUACAUGUGCUCCUUUAAGUUCCUUGUACAUUCCAUUGUCGUUGUCCUCAUCCUUGUGGAGGAACCUGGGUGCCCCACGUGGUUUUCCUCUCUUACAUUACAAUGCAGAACUAAACUAUCACACCAGUGCAGUUUUGGCAUCAGCAUUUGACACAAUGACCUUGCCCUACAGAAGAGAGAGCAGUCAGAUGAAUAUGGCAGAUCUCACUGCAUCCUUUUCAUUUUGUGGCAGAAAGGUGGCAGCACUUAACACUAGUUUACCAUUUCCUCUGGCUGAGUCCGAGACCUUCGCUGACAUAAUGAUAAAUUAUGAAAAACACUCCUUGUGGCAUGCUUUGACUCCAAGUGUGACCUGUCAGAUUGACCCUAUCGUCCAUUCAUGUGUUGUUCGCGGCAUCCCCUCAGACAGGAUCCACCGGGAGAAUCAGCAUACAGCCCCACGGUUUAUCUCCACCUUUGGGUCUGUUGAGGAUGUCCUUAAUCUCUUCCUAUCAAAUACCUUUCCAAACAGCCUAAAUGAAGGGUCAGUUCUCAGAGAUCCCUUAAUUGUCAAAAGACCUUUUCCCCACAUAUUUGACCAAAGAGUAACACAAACAGGGUUUGUGAGUGAUACCCGAAGACAUCCAAAAUGUGGGGUAGAGUCAGUUCCCAUGAUGACAUCAUUGCAGUCUAGUUCAGAUGGGAAUUAUGUCAGUAGCUUACACAUGGAAGCUGCUCGCUUUCACAUUAAAAAGCUUCAUCAUUUUCUAGAAGCAGGACUGGAAGAGGAGGAGUAUUUAGAAACUUUGCAGAGUGUGCACGAACUAGCAGAUUGCUAUAAUAUAGCUCAUGGAAAUGACUGAUAGUGGAGUGAUCUUACUAAGACUUCUAGUGAGCAUAAGAACGAUGAUCAGUAUCAGUGGAUUCAUGUGACCUACAAUAUGUACAACAUACUAUCGAUAGUUUGAUUUGUUUCAAGAUGCAAGGCUUCACAUCAGCUAACUGUGAUAGUUGUAUUUCAAAUUUCAAUUAGAAUGUUUGGAAAGUUUAUCAGUCACCCCACCCCAUGAACAUCUAACAUCAGUGAGUGAAUGAUUUCCUUUAAAAGGUCUAGUGGGGGUUGCAUUCUUUUCUAAUGAUUGGUAAAGCUCAGUGCAAGUGCUCAGUGAAUACUUCCCUUUCUGUUCACCUGAUACACUCCUACAAACAUCCUGCAUGUAUUUUCACAUAAUUUGGAAAAGAGUGUUGUAGAGAGCUUUAAACAGUCAUUAACAAAAAUUGUAACUUUCUAGACCUGUAAAUGGAGUGAAUGAGUUCUUUAAAGGGUUAGCCUUCAUUAUUUCAAAAGAAUCAUUUGUAAAAUAAAAAAUGAUUACCAUUA